Molecule: messenger RNA, 3094 nt
Organism: Bradysia coprophila
Lineage: Eukaryota; Metazoa; Arthropoda; Insecta; Diptera; Sciaridae
Product: putative helicase mov-10-B.1
Biological process (GO): regulatory ncRNA-mediated post-transcriptional gene silencing
Cellular component (GO): P granule; cytosol
Molecular function (GO): RNA binding; 5'-3' RNA helicase activity
Source: RefSeq, a predicted model, not a curated record
UACCUAAUACAUCUAAAGAAACGCUUUUGUUAUCAUCUCUUUGAAGAUGUAUGAAAACCAUCUAGUACUACCUAAUAAUCGUCAUGAGGGCGUCAUUGGCUUCUGUCAAAGUAUAAAAAUGGCAUCCAUAAACUGUCAAUGAGGUGACGUUUAUAGCCUUGAGAGAUUACGAAUCACAUCAUCACGUCAUUGUAUGUUGACAUAAGCCGAUGACGCGCUAUGACGUAAAUUCUACAUUGUUUUUCGUAGCCUCUUAUUACCUCUGAUCACAUUGAGUAUCGCAGUCAGUUUGGAAGCAGCUUGUCGACUAGUCGUGUAGUUCAGAGUGAUUUUAUAUUUUAUUAAAAUUUGAAUUCAAUUUUCAUAUUAUUGACAUCACAAUAAUCAAGACGCAAGCCUUUAAUUUUAAAUCAGUUCAAACGUUUCGAUCAAUAUGCUAUCAAAAAAGAAUUUCGUCGGAUCAUUUUACCGAUUAAAAAAUAAUGAUUUUAUCACCAAUGAAAAUGGAUGCUAUCUUUGUGGGUGUAACUUAUCGGAUACUAACGCGUACCAAUCUCACAUGAAACACCAUUUGGACAGUGUAAGAGUUGGGGAAUCCAAUGCUAUUUGGAAAUCGUUUGGCAAUGUGGAACUCAUCGGAUUAACUUUGGCGGCCAAUCAGGAAGAUUCGAUUUUGAAUUUGGCUAACAACAGCGACGAUGUGGUAAAAAUCACUCAAAUUGCUAUUUUCAACGAAGCCUUGAUACACGCUUUGAUUGACCCUGAUCUUUUCCCGGUUUCGCUCGGAGUUGAUGACGAAGUUUCGUUUAAACGCCAGUUGAGUACGUUCUGUGACAAGAAUCAUGUCGCCAUUGUCUUUGAGAUGACUUCAAAUAAAGUGAACUACGAAGUGGUUCAGAGCUACAACUGUGUUGAGAGCGACGAAGAGCCACCAGCAGAAGUAAGGCGAUCACCCAUCCAGCCAGAAGAUCGAAUUAAGAUUUCACCGAUGUUAUUUAAGGAACUGACUACAUCUUGCAGUCCUCCCGAAAGUCAAGGGUACAUUAAGCUCGGUAAAUUGCCCGACUAUUUGCCGACGGUAGAGAUCAAAUCUCUGUAUCAAGUCGAUUUUUUCCCGAAUCGAGCUUUAACCGAAAAUGAAGAGAAGAUUCGAAAAUCAAUUGUUCGAUUCGAAGGACCAUUGACGCCAUCAAACUAUUACGAUAUGCUGACCAUAAUGGUGCAAAUCGAAGACAUUGGCGCCUGUGUAUCAAGGCAGGGAACGACAAAAAGGGGUCGCAGCUUGGUGAAAGUAGACAAUGGUUACCAGUUAAAGUUGAGUAAAAGGGAAGGACGUCCACUGUUUCUCGUAGCCGGUGAUACAAUCUGUAUCAGAGGACCAGCUCCGAAGGACCGCAAUUAUGGUUAUGUCCAAUAUGUGUCCUCGACCGAAAUCAAAAUGACAUUGUCGAAGGCCAUCGUUGAGAAGAAGCCGCUUUAUUCGAUUCACUUUUAUCCGAAUCGACUUGCAUUUAAGCUACAGAGAUUGGGAUUGGAUGCGGCGAAGAAGCUUGACAUUAUCGACUUGCUGUUUCCUGAAUCGAAUAAGAUUGACCUGUCGAACCAGCCUAAAAUACUUCCAUUGGAUAUUCACCAUAAGGGACUGAAAGAAGACAGAAAUCAAGUUAGAGCCGUGAAUCAUAUCGUAGCUGGAACAGCUUAUCCGUUGCCGUAUGUCUUGAUUGGCUUUCCAGGUACCGGCAAAACGGCUAUAAUCGUCGAAAGUAUCUACCAACUAUGGAGAAUGAAGACUACAACCCGAAUUCUGGUUUGCGCUCAAUCGAAUUCCGUGUGUGAUGAAAUAACCGAGAGACUCAUCGCAUUAUUACCCAAAAAAUCGGUCCAAAACCAGCACAACAUUAUCAGAUUAUUCGCUGGAUCCGCCGCUCAAAAUUCCUUCAACAGUGAUGAUCUUCUGGAAAAUUCAAAUUCCGACGACAAUCGCAUUCCAUGCUUGACCGAGCUGUACAAAUAUCGCAUCAUCGUUACAACAUUAAAUCAUUCCGGUCGACUUCUUCAAGCCGGCAUGAAAUCGGAUCAUUUCACUCAUCUGUUCAUCGACGAGUGUGAAAAUGCUACCGAACCUUCAACUUUGCUUCCGAUAGCACUGUGUAGCUCCAAGAAGAAAAUCAAUGCGCACAUUGUACUCAGUGGAGAUCCAUAUCAAUUGGGGCCGGUAGUCCGAGAAAAUAUGGCAGAACAGAUGACUUUGGGCGUUUCCAUGCUCAAAAGACUGAGCGAACAUCCACUGUACCAGAAGCGAAUCGAAUCAAAUUCGUAUGAUCAACGGAUCACAUGUAGAUUGCAAAAAAAUUAUCGCUCUCAUCCGGAUUUGGUAAAAAUGGCGAGCGAACUGUUCUACGGUAGCGAAAUGAAAGAUUCCAUACCCAGAAUCGGUUCAGCUUAUGAGCGAAUUCGCUCGUUAACGAACCUGGAUAUUCUACCGAAAAAGGGAUUUCCGAUAUUGUUCGAGCAUGUUGAUGGAACUCCAGAACGAAAAGAAAAUUGUACAAGUUGGUACAACGAGAUUGAUGCCUUGAGCGUUCUCCAUUACGUGGAAACAUUGCUCAGAAACGAGCCACAAGAAAUUAAGGAAUCGGACAUCGGGAUUGUUGCUGCGUACAAACGACAGGUCGUUCAUAUUAAGGACUUGCUGGAAGAGGAUAACUACAGCGGAAUCGAAGUGGGAACGGUCGAACAAUUCCAGGGUCGAGAGAAACCAAUUAUCAUACUUUCCACUGUUCGUAACGGAGAUUUGGGAUUCUUAGAACAACGGGAGAGAAUCAACGUAAUGCUGACCAGAGCGACAGGACUACUGAUCAUCAUUGGGCACACGAAAACGUUGCGCAAGUGCGACGACUGGAGAAAGAUUAUUGAUCAUACAUCUGAUGAAUGUGGUGGUGAAAUUGUUGCUGAGUACAUUGAGGAUGUUGGAGACUAUCGAUGUUAGUGCAAGUAAUUUUAAGAGUUUUUCGUCCACAUCUGUUUUUAAAACUUUUGUUUGCUAUAAGUAUAACAAAUUACACGACAAAUAAAAUGUGUUUUUGGAUAUGUA